Molecule: messenger RNA, 2383 nt
Organism: Rangifer tarandus platyrhynchus (Svalbard reindeer)
Lineage: Eukaryota; Metazoa; Chordata; Mammalia; Artiodactyla; Cervidae
Source: the annotation of a GenBank genome assembly
CAGCAGCAGCAGCAGCAGCAGGGGCCCCCCGACCCCCAAGGGCUCCCUCCGAAAGUUCCUGGAGCAACUCUCCGGAGCUGGCAAGGCCAUCGGCGUGCUGACCAGCGGCGGGGAUGCCCAAGGCAUGAAUGCUGCUGUCCGGGCCGUCGUGCGCAUGGGGAUAUAUGUGGGCGCCAAGGUGUACUUCAUCUAUGAGGGCUACCAGGGCAUGGUGGAUGGCGGCAGCAACAUUGUGGAAGCCGACUGGGAGAGCGUCUCCAGCAUCCUGCAAGUGGGAGGGACCAUCAUCGGCAGUGCCCGCUGCCAGGACUUCCGUUCUCGGGAAGGCCGCCUGAAGGCCGCGUGUAACUUGGUUCAGCUGGGCAUCACCAGCCUGUGUGUGAUUGGCGGGGAUGGCAGCCUCACCGGGGCCCACAUCUUCCAGACAGAGUGGAGCGGGCUGCUGGGAGAGCUGGCCCGAGACGGCAAGAUCACCACAGAGCAGGUGCAGAAGCACGGGCACCUCAACGUGGUGGGGAUGGUGGGCUCCAUCGACAACGAUUUCUGCGGCACCGACAUGACCAUCGGCACGGACUCAGCCCUACACCGCAUCAUCGAGGUGGUGGACGCCAUCAUGACGACCGCCCAGAGCCACCAGCGGACUUUCGUCCUGGAGGUGAUGGGGAGACACUGCGGGUACCUGGCCCUGGUGAGCGCCCUGGCCUGCGGGGCCGACUGGGUCUUCCUUCCCGAGUCCCCACCGGAGGAAGGCUGGCAGGAAAACAUGUGCAUCAAGCUCUCAGAGAACCGUGCCCGGAAGAAAAGGUUGAACAUCAUCAUUGUGGCCGAAGGGGCCAUCGACACCCAGAACAAACCUAUCACCUCGGAGCAGAUCAAGGAGCUCGUGGUCACGCAGCUGGGCUACGACACGCGAGUGACCAUCCUUGGACACGUGCAGAGAGGAGGGACGCCGUCAGCCUUUGACCGGAUUCUGGCCAGCCGCAUGGGGGUGGAGGCCGUGGUUGCCCUCCUGGAGGCCACCCCCGAGACCCCAGCCUGUGUAGUGUCACUGAGCGGGAACCAGGCGGUGAGGCUGCCACUGAUGGAGUGCGUACAGAUGACCCAGGAGGUACAAAAGGCAAUGGAUGAGAGGAGAUUUAAGGACGCCGUGCAACUCCGAGGAAGGAGCUUCGAGAACAACCUUAACACCUACAAGCGGUUGGCCAUCAAGUUGCCGGACUCCGAGAUCCCAAACAGCAACUGCAAUGUGGGCGUCGUGAAUGUGGGUGCGCCCGCCGCCGGCAUGAAUGCAGCCGUGCGCGCCGCCGUGCGUGUGGGCAUCUCUGAGGGACACAAGAUGUUCGCCGUGUAUGAUGGAUUCGAGGGCUUCGCCAAAGGCCAGAUAAAGGAAAUUGGCUGGGGAGAUGUCGGAGGCUGGACGGGCCAAGGCGGCUCCAUCCUUGGGACAAAACGCACUCUCCCUGGGAAGUACCUGGAGGACAUCGCGGCGCAGAUGCGAACCCACAGCAUCAACGCACUCUUGAUCAUUGGUGGAUUCGAGGCCUACCUGGGGCUGCUGGAGCUGUUGGCCGCCCGGGAGAAGCACGAGGAGUUCUGUGUCCCCAUGGUCAUGGUCCCUGCCACCGUCUCCAACAACGUGCCCGGCUCCGACUUCAGCAUCGGGGCGGACACCGCCCUCAACACCAUCACUGAUACAUGUGACCGCAUCAAGCAGUCGGCUAGCGGGACCAAGCGGCGCGUGUUCAUCAUCGAGACCAUGGGCGGCUUCUGUGGCUACCUGGCCAACAUGGGGGGACUGGCGGCUGGCGCAGAUGCUGCCUACAUCUUCGAGGAGCCCUUCGACAUCCGGGACCUGCAGUCCAACGUGGAGCACCUGACGGAGAAGAUGAAGACCAGCAUCCAGAGGGGGCUCGUGCUCAGGAAUGAGAACUGCAGCGAGAACUACACCACCGACUUCAUCUACCAGCUCUACUCCGAGGAGGGCAAAGGCGUGUUCGACUGCAGGAAGAAUGUGCUGGGCCACAUGCAGCAGGGUGGGGCGCCUUCUCCGUUUGACAGAAACUUUGGAACCAAAAUUUCCGCCAGAGCCAUGCAGUGGAUCAGCUCGAAGCUGAGGGAGUCUGCAGGGAAAGGAAAAAAAUUUUUAAGUGACGACUCUGUGUGUGUGCUGGGAAUCAGCAAGAGAAAACUGCUCUUCCAGCCCGUGGCGGAACUGAAGAAGGAGACAGACUUUGAGCACCGGAUCCCCAAGGAGCAGUGGUGGUUGAAGCUGCGGCCCCUCAUGAAGAUCCUGGCCAAGUACAAGGUCAGCUUCGAGGUGUCAGAUGCCAGCCAGCUGGAGCCUGUGCAGCCCCGGGGCCCCGAGGAGCCGGCCGCCAUCUAG